Talaromyces stipitatus ATCC 10500 is the source of this 3048-nucleotide messenger RNA. Its product is annotated as vacuolar protein sorting protein (VPS11), putative. Gene Ontology annotation, cellular component: endosome; HOPS complex. The record is from RefSeq and is a predicted model, not a curated record. Gene Ontology annotation, biological process: vesicle-mediated transport; organelle fusion; endosome organization. Gene Ontology annotation, molecular function: protein-macromolecule adaptor activity; protein binding. The transcript has 9 exons. The coding region runs from base 30 to 2894 and encodes 954 amino acids. Lineage: Eukaryota; Fungi; Ascomycota; Eurotiomycetes; Eurotiales; Trichocomaceae.
AUUGCAUUGAUGGCGUCGGUUCAGGGGAAAUGGCGCUGACUUCGAAAAAGGCAUUCAAUUUCUUUGAGGUUUCUCAAGUCCAGAUCCCAGACGAUAGCUCUUCCGUCAUCAAUGCCGAUGUAGCGUGUAUAUGCACGGGAUCUGAUAACCUCUUUAUAGGAACCAACGAUGGAAAAGUACACAUACUGUCGCCUGCGUUCAAAGUGGUUCGUUCCUUCCACGCGCACAAUGCUGGGGCCAUUCGACAUAUGAGACAAGUGGAAGGCACUUCGCUCUUGGUUACUAUCGCGGAGGAUUUACCAAAUGAACCCAUUCUGAAAGUCUGGGCCCUUGAUAAAAUUGAGAAGAAGUCUGGUGCUCCACGCUGUUUGUCGACGGUGUCUGUCCAGAACGGCAGACGGCCGUUCCCGGUGUCAACAUUUGUUACGCUCGAAGACUUAUCUCAAGUUGCUGUCGGUUUCGCAAACGGUUCGGUUGCCAUCAUCCGGGGCGAUCUCAUCAAUGAUCGUGGUGCCAGACAGCGGAUUGUUUUUGAGUCGCAAGAACCGAUAACGGGCCUGGAAGUGCAACAUGGCAACACAAUUACUACUCUAUUUAUUGCCACUACGAACCGCAUUCUUACGCUUACAAUUGCUGGACGGGGUCAAGGACAGCCUGCGCGUGUACUGGAGGAUGCAGGGUGUGCCUUCGGCUGUAUGGCCCUGGAUAAGGAUACAGGUGACAUCUUGAUUGCGCGGGAAGACGCCAUACAUACAUAUGGUCUACGAGGUCGUGGUCCUAGUUUUGCGUAUGAUAGUCCGAAGACCUCUUUGAACCUCUUCAAAGGCUAUGUGGCCCUGGUAUGCCCGCCAAAGACCGUCGUAUUCAAAUCAGAUACGUUGCGCGCAUAUAAUGGUGCUCAAACAGAUGAUAUUUUCAACACGACCACAUUCACCAUCCUCGAUACGGACCUGAACUUCGUUGCGCACUCAGAGGCACUCAUCUCCUCUGUGAAAAGUAUUUUUACAAUAUGGGGCGAUCUCUUCUUGAUAGACCUGGAUGGAAAGAUCACUCGGUAUCAUGAGAAGAACCUACAACAAAAACUUGAGAUUCUUUACCAGAGAAACCUUUACAUCUUGGCGAUCAACCUUGCUCAGAAGGCGGGCAUUGAUACACUACAGCAAAAUGUCAUAUUCCGUAAAUAUGGGGAUUUUCUCUAUCAGAAAGGAGAUUAUGAUACAGCAAUGCAACAAUAUCUGAGAGCUAUAGACAAUACGGAGCCCUCUCAAGUCAUUCGCAAAUUCCUGGAUACACGCCGAAUCCAUAAUCUCAUUGAAUAUUUGGAAGAACUUCACGAUCAUGAUAGAGCAACAGCAGACCACACGACCUUACUUCUCAAUUGCUAUGCAAAACUCAAAGACACAUCCAAGCUCGAUUCAUUUAUCAAAGCUCCAGGCGAGCUGAAAUUUGAUCUAGAAACAGCGAUAGCUAUGUGUCGCCAAGGAGGUUACUUUGAGCAAGCCGCAUAUCUAGCUACCAAACACGGUGAGAAUGAUAUGGUUGUCAGCAUCCUCGUUGAAGAUUCUCGCAAAUACGCUGAAGCCCUGGAAUUUAUUUCACGACUUGAACCUGAUACAGCCUAUCCCAACCUCAUGAAGUAUGCUAGAGUGCUAUUGGGGCACUGCCCACAAGACACAACGCAGCUUUUCAUCAUCUUUUAUACAGGCAGAUACCGUCCGAAGAAAGACAUAGAACCCCCCUCAGAGUCGCAAACACCUCAACAUAAUGCAGUCCGCAACCUGGCCGCUUUUAUUCCUCUACCCUAUGUUGGCACAAGUUCCAACUCGAAGUCUCAGCCAUCUGAAACUCAGCUGUCAGAAGAAAGCGAAGACGUCGAUAAGAUACCCACAUAUGACAUUCCGAAACCCCGGAGCGCCUUUUCGGCAUUUGUCGAUCGCCCAGCCGAGUUUAUCAUCUUCCUCGAAUCUCUGAUAUCACAGAAGUCUUGGAACGAGCAGGAUCGGAUCGACUUGUACACCACACUGUUUGAGAUAUAUCUCGAUAAUGCAAAGAAGGCUCGAGAUCCAAGUGUCAAAAGUGAAUGGGAGACAAAAGCCAAGAACUUGAUUGAGGGCAGAGACAUACCUAUAUCAACAUCAAACGUCUUACUACUCUCGGAUUUGUCAAAUUUCGAAGAAGGCACGAUACUGGUCAAAGAGCAAGCAGGCCUACGGUCAGAUAUCUUUCGCUCAUAUACCGCCGCCAAAGACACCCAAGGCGUGAUCAAAGCAUUACGGAAAUAUGGCCCUGAAGAGCCUCACUUAUAUGUUGAUGCACUAGCAUACUUUGCGUCUAGCUCUAAGAUAUUAGCGGAGGUCGGCGAUGAGUUGAAUGUGGUGCUCAAGAAAAUCGAUGAGGAGGGUUUGAUGGCCCCAUUGCAAGUCAUUCAAGCAUUGAGCACUAAUGCGGUUGUCACCAUGGGUAUGAUCAAGAAAUACCUCAGUCAAAAUAUUGAGCGGGAACGAAAGGAAAUAUCAACGAAUCGUCGAUUGAUAUCGAGCUACACGAGCGAGACAGAGACGAAGAGGAAGGAACUCGAGCAAAUCAACUCACAACCGGCUGUAUUCCAAGCUCGAAGAUGCCAAUCGUGUGGUGGAGCGCUUGAGCUGCCUACCGUUCACUUCCUCUGCAAACAUUCUUUCCACCAACGAUGCCUCAACAAGACGGGCGAGGAUGCCGAAUGUCCCAUAUGUGCACCCCAGAACGCGACUAUAAAGGCCAUUCGUCGUCGACAGGUCGAGUCCGCUGAUCAGCAUGAUCUCUUCUCCGAAGAGUUGAAGCGGAGUAAGGACAGGUUUGGAACUGUGAGCGAGUUUUUUGGUCGAGGCGUUAUGGGAUCACAUAGUACUGAGUAAAUGUCUUAUGUAUGUAGAUAAUGAGCAAUGUAGAAAUACCCUACUUGGCACAGUUAAUGGUACCAGGUCGACAUCGGGAAACGAGAACCGACUUCUGAUCUCCAGCGAAAUUAUAAUUAUAUGUUAUCUAUCUUAUCAGCACGUGCACACGUGU